Messenger RNA from Aphidius gifuensis, 1395 nucleotides. It is a transcript of the gene Ugalt, whose product is annotated as UDP-N-acetylglucosamine transporter. Bases 295 to 1302 code for a protein of 335 amino acids. NCBI's taxonomy places the organism in Eukaryota, Metazoa, Arthropoda, Insecta, Hymenoptera, Braconidae. The record is from RefSeq and is a predicted model, not a curated record. Gene Ontology annotation, cellular component: Golgi membrane. Gene Ontology annotation, molecular function: UDP-galactose transmembrane transporter activity. Gene Ontology annotation, biological process: pyrimidine nucleotide-sugar transmembrane transport. The transcript has 5 exons.
GAUUACCCUCCUUGUAGACCUCCAUGAUUUCUAGUCUUCUUGUCUUCUUGAUGCCAACUGCCGAGUUGCAACACUUGUAAAGUUGUAAAGUCAAUCUUUUACAGCUGGGAGAAAGUCGACGGAGGUACUAUAGAAUUGUUCCUUAAUAAUUCGUCCAACUUAAAAAAUAAAGCUCUGCAAUUUUUGACACUAUGCAAAAAUAACUUGAAACAAAAUUUGAAUCAUAUGAAUAUGUCAUUCAAAUUGGAUAACAAAAAUUUUUACCACAGCUAAGAUCCAUUAAUCACUAACAACAUGAUUUCGUCUCAGCAUAAUCAAAAUGCUCAAAUGUUGAAAUAUGUUAGUUUAAUAACACUAACUAUUCAAAAUGCUUUGUUGGGUUUAAGUAUGUGUUAUGCCACAUCAAGACCAGGCCCCAAGUUUCAUGUAACGACUGCUGUUUUCAUGAGUGAAGUGGUUAAAUGUGUGACGUGUUUGAUUAUUGUUUAUCUUGAAACUAAAUCAUUAUCAAAAUUUAUAACGACUCUUCAUGUUACUAUAAUACAAAAUCCAGGCGAUACAGCAAAAGUUUGUGUUCCAUCAGUUGUUUAUAUUAUUCAAAAUAAUCUUUUGUACACAUCGUCUUCAAAUUUGGAUGCAGCGACUUAUCAGGUAACAUAUCAACUGAAAAUUCUCACGACCGCUUUAUUUGCUGUUGUAAUAUUACGAAAAACAUUACUCAAAACUCAAUGGGCAUCAUUAGUUCUACUGUUGAUUGGCGUUGUGCUUGUUCAAUUGGUAGAUAGUGAUCCUCUGAAAAAGGUAUCAGACAAUAAGCAAAAUCGAUUAGUUGGUUUUUCAGCAGCGCUUUGUGCCUGUUUUUUAUCAGGCUUUGCUGGUAUUUAUUUUGAAAAAAUAUUAAAGCAGUCCAAUAUAUCUGUUUGGAUGCGAAAUGUACAGUUAAGUUUAUUAUCGAUACCAUUUGGCCUAAUAAGUUGUUAUGUUAAAGAUAGUGAUGGUAUAAGUGAAAAUGGUUUUUUUUAUGGAUACGAUUUGUUUGUUAGUUACUUAGUUGUAUUGCAAGCUGGUGGUGGAUUAAUUGUUGCAUUAGUUGUAAAACAUGCAGAUAAUAUUCUUAAAGGUUUUGCAACGUCACUUGCAAUUAUCAUUUCUUGUAUUGCAUCAAUUUAUUUGUUUAAUUUCCAUUUAACGAUACAAUUUGCAUUCGGUGCACUUCUUGUUAUUUGCUCAAUAUUCAUGUACAGUUAUCAGCCAAAACGACCGCAAUCAGAUAAACGACCUGCAAGCUUGGAAAAAAUAUAAGCUGAAAAGAAAAUAUCAAAAUUAAGAUAAUAAUUACUGAAUAUGUGGUUGAAUGUAUUAUUUUUCAAUACAAUAUUGUUUUCAAAUUUUUAA